Anopheles cruzii is the source of this 984-nucleotide messenger RNA. RefSeq lists its product as uncharacterized. The coding region runs from base 1 to 984 and encodes 327 amino acids. The transcript has 2 exons. The record is from RefSeq and is a predicted model, not a curated record. Lineage: Eukaryota; Metazoa; Arthropoda; Insecta; Diptera; Culicidae.
AUGGGAAGCUUCCAUAGCAAAAUCCUGCCAUCUGCGGAUAACGUUCCCAUUGCGGACCAGUGCGUGGAACUUUCUACCGAUCCGCGUUCACCGACGCUUAAUAUCAACAGAAGCCCCAUUAACUCAGAGGUAAGGACCGUUAUAUCCUGUGCGGCUCUAACGAAGGUGAAAGAUCUGACCACGGUUCUGACGGAUCAUGGCGUGCUACAAACGCCCAACAAUUUGUUACCGAAGCGCUUCCAGUCAAUCAUUGAUCCCCGGUCACCGAGUACCUUCGAUCGAACGCCACUGGUGGUGGAUACGGACUCGGGGAUUACGGAUUGUAGCCUCACGAAUGUGGUUUCCUCGCUACAGUUCGAUGAGACCAGUUUGGUCGCUCCGGAAGACACCGGCGAUGCAUCGUUCAAAGACUGCGAUUCGGAUAUGUUGCCCAACUUUUGCAAUUUGCAGAUCGAAUACGAUGACAAGGUACCGAUACUGGAAGAUCGCAACGAGGUGACAGUUUUCGAGGACGCUGAGAUCACACCGUACGCAGGUAACGAUCCUCGCUCUCCCUGCAUUGCCAUCGCACGUACCCCGAUGGUGCUGGGGAAGGAGGGCGGGGGAAGUGCACAGGAAGCCCAGGUAAAAAGCGGAGAUCUGAGCGAAGAGGAAAUGAAAAGAGUUGUGGAAAAUCAGCAGCGCACACCGAAGCACCACCCGAUACAGGACAGCAGCCGCAGUCAGGGGGAUCAAACGCCUAAAAAGGAUAAACUGAGUGCCGCAAAGGCUGGUGGUGGUGCACGCACACCACUCGGGUGUAUGACGAAUACCGGGGCGGGAACAAACAUCCGGAAGCUGGCCCUAAUCGGUCACAUGAAGCAAAGCAUUGCUACCGAUGAACAAAAACUAAUCACCCGCAGUCCGAACGUUGGCAGCGCAGAAACAAUGGCGGGUGCGAAACACAUCAGUCGCUCGCGGAUUCCCAAGCUGCGUCUAUCGUAA